AUGUCAUCCUGGUUCCUGCUGGAUGUGGCGUUCUACGGGGUCAACCUGAAUCAAUCUGUGAUUCUUACGGAGUUUGGGGUCUCCCAGGGAGCCAACGAGUACGACGUGUUGAAGAGGAUCGCUAUCGGCAACUCGAUGAUCGCCAUAGCCGGCUACGUGCCAGGGUAUCUCUUCACAAUCUUCUUCGUUGAAGUUGAGAAAUUGGGACGAAGAUGGAUAAAAAUCCAAGGAUUCUUGAUCGUUGUGUUCUUGUUCGCUGUUAAUGCCGGCGACUACAAACACCUGGGCAUAGGCGGGAAGAUUUUCUGUCUCGGUAUCGUGUUUUUCAUCUUCGGUCCCAGCGCCGCCACCUUCAUCAUACCUGCCGAAGUCUUCCCAGUGCGCGUACGCGCCUUCGGUCAUGGCAUCAGCGCCGCGACCGGCAAAUUAGGCGCCAUACUCUCCGCCCUACUUUUCAACUACCUCAGCGGGCCUACAGGGAUCGGCUUGUCCAGCGUUUUGUGGAUCCAUUCGUUUGCAAAAUUCUCAGCGCCAUCACUACUCAUUUUAAAAUUCCGGCGACGAAGUGGAAGGAUAGAGAUGUGA
This is a messenger RNA of Letharia lupina, 585 nucleotides long. RefSeq lists its product as uncharacterized. Gene Ontology annotation, biological process: transmembrane transport. The transcript has 2 exons. Gene Ontology annotation, cellular component: membrane. Lineage: Eukaryota; Fungi; Ascomycota; Lecanoromycetes; Lecanorales; Parmeliaceae. Gene Ontology annotation, molecular function: transmembrane transporter activity. The record is from RefSeq and is a predicted model, not a curated record. Bases 1 to 585 code for a protein of 194 amino acids.